Styela clava is the source of this 1399-nucleotide messenger RNA. RefSeq names its product signal peptidase complex subunit 3-like. The record is from RefSeq and is a predicted model, not a curated record. Gene Ontology annotation, biological process: protein targeting to ER. Gene Ontology annotation, cellular component: signal peptidase complex; membrane. NCBI's taxonomy places the organism in Eukaryota, Metazoa, Chordata, Ascidiacea, Stolidobranchia, Styelidae.
GUUUUCCAUUUUCUCUUCAGAGUAUAAAAUUUAAUCAUGAAUAGUUUUCUGUCUCGUGCAAACUCUGUAUUUGCAUUUAGUUUGAGUGUGACUGCUGCCCUGACCUUUGCAUGCUUUUUGACAACUAAUUUUCUAGACUACGGAGAAAAAGUUGAAAUCAAAGUAAGCGAUGCAAUCGUGAGAAAUAUAGAAGACUUCAAUGCUCACAGACAGAAAAAUGAUUUGGGGAGUUUGUCAUUCGAUUUGAAAGCAGAUUUGACUCCGGUUUUCAACUGGAAUCUGAAACAACUGUUCCUCUACCUUUUGGCGGAAUACGAAACUAAAAACAACAAAGUAAACCAAGUUGUUUUAUGGGACAAGAUCAUAAUGCGAGGACAAAAUGCCAAAAUAGAUCUCAAAAACAUGCAUACUUUGUACUACUUCUUUGAUGAUGGACAUGGACUGAAAGGGAAUCAAAAUGUGACUAUUACUUUGAGAUGGAACUUAGUUCCAAAUGCUGGGUACUUAGGAUUGGUUACAGGAACAGGAAACCACCAGUUUGCAUUUCCAAAAACAUAUGCAUCAUCCAGAAGGCAAUAAUUUUUUGCAAAUGCAGUUCUGCCAUACUUUUUUUUAUUAAUAUUGUAUUGUGUCUGUAUAAAAGACUAAAGAUAAAUAGGAAAUUCAAAAAUAUUUCAAUGCAAAUUGAGCCUGUACGUUCAUUUGCUUUCAACAUCUCUCUUUUUCUAAUUCAAGGGUCAUGAUCUUAACUUUAUAGGACAUUGCUGGAUUUUCAAUCAUGAUAAUUGAUUUCUUGGUUAGGGAUAAAUUCAGAUGUUAUCAAAGUGUGCAGACUUUACAAGUUGAUAUAUUCUGACAAAUUGAGUUUAACUUAAGUUGUGUGUGCUUUUCAAGAGAUAUAAACUCCAAAUUGGUGCAAUGGUCCACUGGUUGAAUUACACCAUUCAUGACUUUUGGGCCUUUUUUACUCAUUUUGGCAUUCAAUUGAUUUUCUUGCCUUGUAUUAUUCAGUGGAAAUCGUCUUCGUUUUGAUCAGUGUUUAUAUUUUUGAGAUUAUAAUUAGAUUCAGUCCUUGAAUAUUCAAAUUUCUUCUCAUUCAUUUUCAUAGCCUCACUGCUACUGUAUUUUUCUAUCCAGUUGCCACAAAAUGGUUUUUAGUCCACCAAAGCGCAACUAAUAUGGCCUUUUUUUGAGUACUUGGAUUAGAUUUUAUGCCUGAUCAUAAAUCAAAAGAUAGAAAGGGCUGUGUUUUUCAAAUUUGUUGGGAAUAAUUGAUGGUUUGAACGUCUUGUUAUGAAAUGCAUGAAAUAUGGUCCUACUUUUAUGGUAGAAUUUGUGCUUAUUCAGUUAUAUUUUGAUGUUUUUGUGUGAAUGGAACUAAGGAAAUGAAAUCUCAGCA